CUCUCUCUCUCUCUCCGCCCCUAUCCAAUACCAAAAGAAACAAACGACCUCAGAAUACAUUUAUCUCAUUCAGUCCCUUUGCUUAAAGCAUAGGGGAGAGCAAUCGAAAACAAGAGCAAUGGGGACGGGUGUGUCGAAGAGUAGAGAGGACGGCUCGCAUGGAGGCGAGGAGGAGCGAGAGGAGAGCCUGGACCAAGCGGGCGGGCAGCUCUACUUGUCGCUGAAGAUGGAGAACUACAAGCGCAAGGGCGACAUCAUUCCCCAUGUCUAUGGCUCCGUCCCUCUCGUCGGCUCUUGGGACUCCUCUAAAGCCCUUCCGAUGGAACGGGAAUCGGCGUCUAUGUGGGAAUUGAGCUUUGUUGUUCCUCCUAAUCACGAAACUUUGGACUUCAAGUUCCUUUUGAAGCCUAGGUACAAUAAUGCGCCUUGCAUAGUCGAGGAGGGUCCAAAUCGACUUCUCACUGGGGGAACCUUGCAAGGGGAUGCAAGGCUGGCUAUAUUUAGGCUUAAUGCAGAUGAGGUUCUUGAGUAUCGGGUGUUCAUUCACGCCGACAGGGUUUCGCCGUUUGAUCUUGCGGCUAGUUGGAGGGCUUAUCAGGAGAACCUUCGGCCUUCAGCUGUUCGUGGUAUUCCUGAUGUCACUAUUAAUUCAUUGCCGGAGAUGGGUGCCGAGGAUAACUCUUCAACUAGUUUGGAGCUUGAUCUUGAACAUUAUGUUGUUCCAGCUCCAUCAACCAAUUCAGGUUUUGUUUAUGCAGCUAACAACACAGAGACCCCAAGGUCAUUAGGUCAUGCUGGGGUUUUUGCCAGCAUGGAUGGCCCAGGGAGUGUUUCAUAUUCCUUUAAGGAUGCCGGUGUUUCUGUUGAUCGACCUGCAACUAUAAAGGAGAUGGAGGUAAUUGUCCCUGAUUCAUCCCGGGUGUAUUCAGGUCCUGGAAUGGUUGAAUCGAAGUCAGUUGGGACAUUUUCGCCUUUGCAAAAGCAAGAUAGUCACAGGGGUCUUCUUGUGGAUAGGGGUGUUGGAUCUCCUAGGCUAGUUAAAUCAGCUAGUGCAAGUACUUUCACUGUUGAUCUCAGACUGGACACAGAAACAAAGAAUUCAAUUCCGGCGGCUGCUGGAGCUGUUGCAGCUGCAGCUGUAGCUGAUCAGAUGCUUGGACCAAAGGAGGAUCGACAUUUGGCUAUUGUCUUGGUUGGUUUGCCAGCUCGAGGAAAGACUUUCACUGCAGCUAAACUUACCAGAUAUCUUCGUUGGUUGGGUCAUGAUACCAAGCAUUUCAAUGUUGGGAAGUAUCGGCGGCUGAAGCAUGGGUCAAAUCAGUCUGCAGAUUUUUUCCGAGCUGACAAUCCCGAAGGCAUGGAAGCACGUAAUGAGGUAGCAGCCUUGGCUAUGGAAGACAUGAUAUCUUGGAUGCAAGAAGGUGGCCAGGUAGGGAUAUUUGAUGCCACAAACAGUACCAGGAAAAGAAGGAAUAUGCUGAUGAAAAUGGCUGAAGGAAAAUGCAAGAUUAUUUUUUUGGAGACACUUUGCAAUGAUGAACGCAUUAUUGAAAGAAAUAUACGUCUUAAAAUUCAACAAAGUCCUGAUUAUGCGGAAGAGCCAGAUUUUGAGGCAGGAUAUCGGGACUUCAAAAAUCGAUUAGACAAUUAUGAAAAGGUUUAUGAGCCAGUAGAAGAAGGAUCUUACAUUAAAAUGAUUGAUAUGGUCAGUGGAAACGGUGGACAAAUACAAGUGAACAAUAUCAGUGGCUAUCUUCCUGGGCGGAUUGUGUUUUUCUUGGUAAACACACAUCUCACACCUCGCCCAAUUUUACUUACUCGACACGGGGAGAGUAAGGAUAAUGUCAGAGGCAGGAUUGGGGGUGACACUGAAUUGAGUGAUCGUGGAGAAAUUUAUUCAAAAAAACUUGCAAACUUUGUCGAAAAGCGACUCAAAUCAGAAAGGGCUGCUUCUAUUUGGACAAGCACUCUGCAGCGAACAAUUCUGACUGCAACUCCAAUUGGCGGAUUCCCUAAGAUACAAUGGCGUGCACUCGAUGAGAUAUAUGCUGGAGUUUGUGAUGGAAUGACAUAUGAAGAAAUAAAGAAGAACAUGCCUGAGGAAUACGAGGGACGUAAGAAGGACAAGCUGAGGUAUCGGUAUCCUCGUGGGGAGUCUUAUUUGGAUGUUAUUCAAAGGCUUGAGCCUGUAAUUAUUGAGCUUGAACGACAACGGGCACCUGUUGUUGUGAUAUCUCACCAGGCAGUAUUGAGAGCAUUAUAUGCUUAUUUUGCUGAUAGGCCUCUGAAAGAAAUCCCACACAUUGAGGUCCCGCUUCAUACUAUAAUAGAGAUUCAAAUGGGAGUUACAGGUGUCCAAGAGAAAAGAUACAAACUCAUGGACUAGAUAAGUUCACAAGAACUUUUUAGUUUUUAAGCUUGUAACUCAAAACUGUUGAGGCAAGUUUGCAUUCUUUUAAUCCUCAUUCGUUAACAAGAUGUAACAUUAGCAUAAAAGUGACAUUGUAUCAGUAUUUCAAUAAUCAUCAAUGGAAAAUGAUUUCAUUUGUCA
This is a messenger RNA of Corylus avellana, 2551 nucleotides long. RefSeq names its product fructose-2,6-bisphosphatase (gene F2KP). The record is from RefSeq and is a predicted model, not a curated record. Gene Ontology annotation, biological process: fructose metabolic process; fructose 2,6-bisphosphate metabolic process. Gene Ontology annotation, cellular component: cytosol. Gene Ontology annotation, molecular function: fructose-2,6-bisphosphate 2-phosphatase activity; ATP binding; 6-phosphofructo-2-kinase activity. NCBI's taxonomy places the organism in Eukaryota, Viridiplantae, Streptophyta, Magnoliopsida, Fagales, Betulaceae.